AAAUUUCUGCGACUCGUUCAGACGAUCGAAGCUGCUUUCACAGUAUGUCGAGAUAUCGGUGAUGCGGAUCCGCAACGGAUGUCUCCGCCGAAAGUGGCCGAAUACGUUGAAGAGAUAUUCCGAGGCGGUUGUGUGAAAGUUCGUGUCACGUCUGAUGCAAAAGAAAUAGAACGAGAGUAUCCGCUGAUGAUAGCAGUGAAUCGUGCAUCAAUGGGUAUCGAAGCACAUCGUCCUCGUUUGAUAGCUCUUGAAUACAUUCCAGAAGGACCAAUCGAAGAAACGAUUAUGCUAGUAGGCAAAGGUAAUGGUAGAAGGCCAUAUUGUUCCUGUCAGUUACCAGACAAUUCAGCUGGAUUGCAUAGCCAAAUGACUCAGUUGAAGAAUCACUAUUCGCGCAUGAAAUAUUCAAAUAACUACCUAUAA
Messenger RNA from Anisakis simplex (herring worm), 423 nucleotides. NCBI's taxonomy places the organism in Eukaryota, Metazoa, Nematoda, Chromadorea, Rhabditida, Anisakidae. The record is from the annotation of a GenBank genome assembly.